UAGUUCAUAAAACACCCUUGUUGCAAUUUUGCAAAAUAAUAUAAAAUAAAACAUGGUGCGAAAGAAGUAGGAGCUUGCAGCAGCUGAAACUGAACACAUACUGAGUGAAGCGCGGCCCUCGGACCAAAGCAAUCCUGACCAACCUCAUUUCUCUCUCACUUCCAAUCUCAGCCGUUGAUUCUCCGAUCCAAGAACGUGUAUGUCAUUGAAACCUAAGUUUACUAUACCAUCCGAUUCACAUUAUCAAGUCACCGUCAUGUCCUCCAAAAUUAACGGUCAGAUUUCUCCACAGCCAUGUCCCCACUUGGCCGAGUUCCGCCUCACUUCCUCCAAACCAUUUCUCUCCCUCCACAACUGCCUCCGCAUCAAGCCUCCCGGCGGCCGUGCCUCCCUCCGCCGCGAUCCUCAUGAACUUCCUCACUGCAGCGCCUGUGGUCUCUCUGCUCCUUCUCGCCUCUACGCCUGUAUCGCUUGCGCCGCCGUCUCAUGUCACUCUUCUUCCUCCGGGGUCCCUUCCCACGCCACCGCACACGCCGCUUCAAUGCCGCCCGGUCAUCAGAUCGCAAUCGACGUCGAACGCGCCGAACUCUUCUGCUGUGCUUGCCGCGAUCAAGUCUACGAUCGCGACUUCGACGCCGUAGUAGUGAUCGCACAGACCGUCGCGUCCCUCGGCGGCGGUGAAUCGACGACAAUCCCGACGCCGCAUCCAGAGAAUCUCCGUAAGAGACGCCGAGUGGAUUACCGUCCUUCGACUCCGGAUCUGCGCGAGCGCGCUCUGAUCGGAAGCUGUUCUGCUCCGAUCGACGAUUUUCCGAGGGGAUUGCGGGGGCUGAACAAUCUCGGAAACACUUGUUUCAUGAAUUCGGUGUUACAAGCGUUGCUUCACACGCCGCCGUUGAGGAAUUACUUUCUGAGUGAUAAACAUAAUCGGUACUUUUGUCAGAAAAUAAACAAUGUCAAUGAUGAUGAUGAUUCUGGUACAGCAACAAAGAAGAAAAAUAGCGGUAACAGUGGAAACAAAAAUGGACGAAUAUGCUUGGCUUGCGAUAUGGAUGCUAUGUUCUCCGCCGUGUUUUCGGGAGAUCGUUCUCCCUAUAGCCCCGCAAAGUUCUUAUACAGUUGGUGGCAGCACGCAGCCAAUCUUGCAAGUUAUGAACAACAGGAUGCGCAUGAAUUUUUCAUUUCCAUGCUUGAUGGAAUCCAUCAAAAAGUGGACAAAGAUCAGCGUAAGCCACACAGUGAAGGCAGUGGUGAUUGUUGCAUUGCUCAUAGGGUAUUCUCUGGCAUUUUGCGGUCAGAUGUUACGUGUAUGGUAUGUGGUUUCACAUCAACAACUUAUGACCCGUGUAUAGACAUAUCACUUGACUUGGAGCCAAAUCAAGUUGGUUCUACUAAGAGUGCUGCUGUAGCAUCUAAGCAUUCUUGCAAUGGUGAGGCCGAUCGCACAAAUUCAAGCCAAAACUGUGGGAUAUCUACCUUGAUGGGGUGCUUAAAUAGAUUUACAAGAGCAGAGAAAUUGGGGCCAGACCAAAAGUUUUUCUGUCAGCAGUGUAAGGUGCGGCAGGAAUCUCUUAAGCAAAUGUCCAUAAGGAAGCUUCCCCUUGUUUCUUGCUUCCAUAUAAAAAGAUUUGAGCACUCUUCAACAAGAAAGAUGUCAAAGAAGGUGGACCGUUAUCUGCAGUUCCCAUUUUCAUUGGACAUGUCACCUUAUCUCUCAUCAUCAAUCUUAAGGAGUCGGUUUGGUAACAGAAUAUUUCCUUUUGAUGGAGACGAGUCUGAUGCUUCAAAUGAUCUAUGUUCAGAGUUCGAAUUGUUUGCUGUAGUUACUCACUCUGGUAAGCUAGAUGCUGGCCAUUAUGUGACCUAUCUGCGAUUAAGCAAUCAAUGGUACAAGUGCGAUGAUGCUUGGGUUACUCAAGUUGAUGAAAACAUUGUGAGGGCUGCUCAGGGUUACAUGAUGUUCUAUGUACAGAAGAUGCUUUACUAUAAAGCAACAGAUAAACCAGUCGCCUCAUGAUUGACACAGGAAAUGGUCCAAAUUAUUGGUAUGUCGUGGUCAAUAUCAAUUUUCGCUUCUAAUGAUAUGCCAUGACUUUUCCAUUCAUACCCAAGGAAACUAAAAACAAGAACAAAAAUAUAAUUUAUUUGCAUCAUAGUUUGCAAUUGUGUAUCAUUUUUAGAGAUAAGAGUUAAUACUUUCAAGUUGAUGCUAGAAACGAGCCAGUAUUUUUUUGGCACUUCAACUUCUGGAAACUUGAGGGUAUGGAUUCCUUAUAAUUCAUGUUUUUACCUUCAGUCUCUUUCAUUGAAUCAUGAUCUAAGUGGUGUUUUCACAUGUUUGAAAUCAAAGCUUCCAAUGAUAUUAUAUA
Molecule: messenger RNA, 2369 nt
Organism: Cicer arietinum (chickpea)
Lineage: Eukaryota; Viridiplantae; Streptophyta; Magnoliopsida; Fabales; Fabaceae
Product: ubiquitin C-terminal hydrolase 22-like
Biological process (GO): protein deubiquitination
Molecular function (GO): zinc ion binding; cysteine-type deubiquitinase activity
Source: RefSeq, a predicted model, not a curated record